Messenger RNA from Lindgomyces ingoldianus, 1050 nucleotides. RefSeq lists its product as uncharacterized. Lineage: Eukaryota; Fungi; Ascomycota; Dothideomycetes; Pleosporales; Lindgomycetaceae. The record is from RefSeq and is a predicted model, not a curated record. The coding region runs from base 1 to 1050 and encodes 349 amino acids. The transcript is spliced from 11 exons.
AUGGAGAAUAAAGGUGUUAGACUGAAUCAAGUACUAUCAGGAUUACUCAAAUAUUUGGCGUCGUUGUCGAAUUUGCGGAUUGCAGGCUCAACACCAAAUUGUGCUCGCGAGAAAGCCGUUACGACUGCGCAGGUUGUCGAGAACGUCAAACCGAGGUGCACGCCGAGACCCGGGCCGCAGAGAAUUCACGCCCACCCAACCUCCAGUGAUGAAAGAGUGGUAGAGGCAGAAGGACUUUGUACUGAAGAGAAAGAGAGAAAGGAGAAAGAAAGGGAGUUGACGGCGAUUUGGGAGCACACAUUGGCGGGCCAAAGCGCGAGCGACCGUAACGACUACUCUCCAGAGAGCGAGGCACCUGCUGGGGCACCCAAGGGCCGCCCGACCUUAUUUCACCAACAGAAGCAGAAGCAUGCAAAAACGGGCCAAGACCCCCGCGUGAUGGCAUAUCAGACAUCCGGGGUGAAACUCUCCCGUCAGACUGAAAACACAAACGGGCUCAAAGUGAAGGCUUUCAUUAUAAGCAAACUCAUCAUUACCGGCUACAGGCAUGAGAUGAAAAAACAGUUCUCAUCUAAAGCUCGGUACCUCGAACAGGAAGUUUUAAGCCACAGCUCGAUCCGCAGACUGGAGCUCUGGCGCCUGAUUCGGCUACGCUGCCGUUCUGUUCAUCAAGCCCGCACGCCGCCCUGUCCCAGUCUGGUUGUGUUGGAGUGGAGGCUACCGCCCGGAACCACGUUCAUGGAUGUGCGGGCCAUUGAUCCACCACUAGCCUGGGCCAACCUGCAUGAAUCGAAAAAGUACCUUGCACUACGUUCAUCAGAUAGCCAGGUCGUGCCAUUGUGCAAUAGUCAGAAGCAUGGCCAAACACAACCGUUGUCAUAUCAGGCCAACUGUCAGCGCGUGAUUUUAGCGCUUGUAAAGAAUGGUGCGAUAUUUGGCAGCUCAUUUCCCUAUUCGAGUGCAAAACAGCAAUUCAAUCGCGGGGUCUGGGGACUCAACAUUUGCGCCAAGUUCACUUCAUUCAACAUCCACGCGUACUUUUCUGGGUAA